UUUGCUCAGCUCUUUGAGCCUGGAGUGCUUUUCCCCGGCCUCUCAAUUUCUCUCUCAAUCUCUCAAUCUCUCAGAGCCUGGCUAAGGCCACCCAUCAUGGCCCGGCACGUCCCCCGCUUGCUGUCUGGACCCCUCGCUGGUUCUGAACAGCCCACGGAGCCUGGAAUUUGAUCAGCCUCCCUCCACCAUCCACCCUGCCGGCCCCACUGUCCUUCCGACUGCUACAUAUGUUGGUCCCUAUCCUUGGCACCUGUUAGACCCCCCACACACACACACACACCUUUGCCAUGCUCCCAAGCCUGCUUCAAGGUCUCUCUGUCCUCUCUGAUCAUCUCCGGAGCAAGGUGGACCAAGCAGUGCAUUUGCAGAUAUUCCUGGGUGUGGGACUGGCUCUCCUUUGCUUCUGCCUUCUCCUUGGCUGCGCGAUAUGUUGGUACCAACGCAAGAAAUGCCUUCUUGACGACAGCCAACCGCAGGGGCCAGGGCGGACACUGGUGGACCUUGCUCCGGUCUUGCCUUCCAAGAUGGCCGCUGUGCCCAUCCAGCAGCAAUAUCUAGAGAUUGAAGGAGAGGUUCUGGGAAAACCACCUCUUGCAGCGGUGGCUGAUUCACCAGACUCUUCCUGCCAGGAGGACCCACCUCAAGGAAUCCCUCGUGGUCGGGCUUCUCUUCCUAGCAUACAACUCUCUCAGAAAUUCAGCCUGCCCGUCAAACCUCCUCUAGGCCGAGAACGCCGAUGUACCAUCUCUGGGGACAUCCUGUUUGGCAGAGAAAGACUUCCCCUCUCCAGCCCCAUACUGGGCACCAACUUCCCCCAGUCUUACACCAUCCCGCGGAGUUUGUCCAGUGCUACUGGGAAGCCGAGGCCACACCUCCAGUUCACAUUGUUCUAUUCCCAGCCCGAGGCCACGUUGAUCGUGACCGUGAUUGGAGUCUCGGACUUACCCAAGGGCCUCGGGGCCACUCGGACUUCCUACGUCAAAGUCUACCUCCUUCCCAGAUUCGUGGAGCCCCGGCGCACUGCCUUGUGCAGGAAAAGCUUGAACCCCACGUUCCACGAGCCGUUCCACUUUGGCCCCUACAGCCUGGAAGAGCUGCAAAGCCUGACGCUGCGCUUUACUGUGUAUGCCAAGGAAUUCCAUCACCUGAAGGAUUCCUUCCUUGGAGAGGUGAUGUUUCCGUGUGCUCAAGUGUCCUGGAACCAAAACGUUUCCUCUGCUUACACCCAGGAGCUGUCGGCCACUAAAACCAAGCUCAAAAAGAGUUUUAGUUCUCAGGACACGAUUUCCGCCACCUUGCUGUCCCAGCCCAAGUCCCAGGGCCAGCUGUUUCUCCUGCUUCAGCACCAAGCGCUAGCCAACCGCAUCAAAGUUCUGGUCCGCAAGGCAGAGAACCUGGUACGGCUCAGCCGAAUCCCAGGGACCCCAGACCACCAUGUGAUAAUACACCUGUACUAUAAUGGGAACAUCAUCGACUCGAAGGAGACCAAGCCCAUAGCAGGCUACAAUCCUGUGUGGAAUACUCCAUUCCUGUUCAACCUUCCUGCUGGAGACAUUCAAGAACAGCAGCUGGCCUUGGAGUUCAAAGUUGUGCAGGCUCGCCUCUACACACGAUCCUGUCAUGUGGGCCGAGUACUGAUUGGUCCUGAUGCCCCAGAGAUGGGGCGGGUCCACUGGAAGGAGAUGUGCCGUCGGGGAAAUGUGGAAUCGGCCCGCUGGCACUCACUUCAGCCUCCAAAUUUUCCACUCUGCCCUUGAUACACAGACCCCAAGUUUCCUAUUGGACAGUCCUUUGCCUAUUGUGAUAUAUGUUGGCUAUACAUCAUGGGGAGUUUCCAUCCACCAUGUCUGGAAACAAGGAGCCCUGCAGUCAGAGCUGUAGCAGACAUGUCCCAAAAUGCUGCUUGAGAGACAUUUCGGUACAGGAACAUUUGUAAGAUAAGAUAAAGCAGAGUGCAGUGAUCCCAAAACAGAGCAGGUUGGGAAAUUCAGAACUCUGUGCCAAUUCUGAGCACCCUCAAGCCAGUUCUGAACAGUCUUGAGUGUGGCCUGUUGGAUGUUUAUCUAAGAAAGAACUGAGUUUGCUGGGAGCUCCUCAAAAAUUUUUAAAGAGCAGGUGACAAUUUAGAGAGGAGAACUAAGGAAGGCACAAAAGGGCAAAAGGACCUUGUGCUUUGGUGUACUUUUCUUCCUCUGCAAAACUAAUAUGUCCCCCUUAGAUGCACUGACCUCUGAGCCACAAUCCACUGUGGCAGCUCUUGGAGAAUCACCUCACCGGCACAGUUGUCGCCUGGUGAUGGCCAAGGAACAGAACUGAAAACGCCACCAGCCAAACUGAAGUCAGCCUGCAGUCAUGCGGGAGCUGCAGGGACCGAAGCUGCUGGAACGGGAACGCUGAACGAUUUCUUGCAGUGAGAUUGUUGCAGCAUGGGGUUGCUGCAGAACAGACUUGGGUGGGUAGGAGAACGAUCAGGAUGCAAAGAGAAGAACCGGAAGGACCACAGGCAGGACCCUGGACUGUGUUGUGCGAAGGUCCUUGGCUUUUAAGACUAGCUGGAAAGGUUACAACACUGGGCGGACGGAAAGGGCAGGAGAAACUCGUGUUGCUAGAUGUGUUGUCUGGAAAAUGUACAACGGGCAAAAUGUUUCGUAUCAGUUCUAUGCACUGUCAUAAAGAGUCGUCACUGUGCUCAU
Molecule: messenger RNA, 2693 nt
Organism: Pogona vitticeps (central bearded dragon)
Lineage: Eukaryota; Metazoa; Chordata; Lepidosauria; Squamata; Agamidae
Product: synaptotagmin-11-like
Biological process (GO): calcium ion-regulated exocytosis of neurotransmitter; vesicle fusion
Cellular component (GO): plasma membrane; exocytic vesicle; axon
Molecular function (GO): calcium-dependent phospholipid binding; SNARE binding; phosphatidylserine binding
Source: RefSeq, a predicted model, not a curated record